Monodelphis domestica (gray short-tailed opossum) is the source of this 3479-nucleotide messenger RNA. It is a transcript of the gene COX15, whose product is annotated as cytochrome c oxidase assembly factor COX15. NCBI's taxonomy places the organism in Eukaryota, Metazoa, Chordata, Mammalia, Didelphimorphia, Didelphidae. Gene Ontology annotation, cellular component: mitochondrial inner membrane. Gene Ontology annotation, biological process: heme A biosynthetic process. Gene Ontology annotation, molecular function: oxidoreductase activity, acting on NAD(P)H, heme protein as acceptor. The record is from RefSeq and is a predicted model, not a curated record.
CAGGCGACUUCGCCACUGCUUCCGUUAUCACAUGACUAGACUAGGGUCCUGCGAUGGGACCUGCCCGGGCACUUGCGCGAUCCGGAAGUGCUUUUCCCUUUUGGAAGGAAGAAGACGUGGGGCCGCUAAGGAAGGGUGUUGUGGGACGCUGACUUUGAGUGGCUUGUGUUUGGCUAUCGGCAGUACAGUUCACGAUGCUGCGGUUGUUCUUUUCUCCUCUAAAGGCGGUGCUCACGAGUCCAGGAAUCCGUCUCCUGGCUACGAGGGGGGCUCCUCGGUGUGGUUCCCAUUAUGGGCAAAAGCUCCCUCUCUUGCAAAGGCAAUACAGUACUGCCUCCGAAAUAGCUUUACAGUCUGGAAGGAGGGCAGUGCCUAUCCCCACGAAGGCAACCGAGCGGAUUAUGGGCCGUUGGCUCUUGGUCUGCAGUGGAACAGUAGCAGGAGCAGUUAUUCUUGGUGGAGUGACUAGAUUGACAGAGUCUGGACUUUCCAUGGUAGACUGGCACUUGAUAAAGGAGAUGAAACCACCUACAAGCCAAGAAGAAUGGGAAACAGAGUUCCAAAAAUACCAGCAGUUUCCAGAAUUUAAAAUCUUGAAUCAUGACAUGACCUUGGCAGAGUUCAAAUUUAUCUGGUACAUGGAAUACUCACACCGAAUGUGGGGACGGAUUGUGGGCCUGGCAUACAUCCUUCCUGCUGCCUACUUUUGGAGAAGGGGCUGGCUUACUUCUGGCAUGAAAGGUCGUGUUCUUUCUCUCUGUGGCUUAGUCUGUUUCCAGGGACUGCUGGGGUGGUAUAUGGUGAAGAGUGGAUUAGAAGAAAAGCCAGAUUCUCAUGAUAUCCCUCGGGUGAGCCAGUACCGCCUGGCUGCUCACCUGGGCUCUGCUCUUGUCCUCUAUUGUGCCAGCUUGUGGACUGCACUCUCCCUGUUGCUUCCUCGAGACAAGUUGCCAGAAACCCGUCAGCUCCUACAGCUGAGGCGAUUUGCUCAUGGGACAGCUGGCCUGGUUUUCCUUACAGCUCUUUCAGGAGCUUUUGUAGCAGGCUUGGAUGCUGGACUUGUAUACAACUCCUUCCCCAAAAUGGGAGAGCGAUGGAUCCCAGAGGACCUCUUUACCUUCUCUCCAGUCCUUAAGAAUGUCUUUGAAAAUCCAACCAUGGUGCAGUUUGAUCACCGAAUCCUGGGAAUCACUACAGUCACAGCCAUUACUGGGCUUUACUUCCUCUCCCGGAGAAUCCCCCUUCCUCGAAGGGCCAAAAUGGCAGUGGCAACAUUGCUGACUGUGGCCUAUGCACAGGUGGGCUUGGGCAUUAGUACUCUGCUAAUGUAUGUUCCAACUCCUUUGGCUGCAGUUCACCAAUCAGGUUCCCUGGCUUUGCUCAGCGUUGCCCUUUGGCUUAUGAAUGAACUUCGACGAAUCCCAAAGUGAUCUUCAGGGCAGCCACUUUCUGUGGCCAUGCCUGGGCUUUUGAGAGCUCCCUGGGAGUAUAGGGACUUGGACUUUCCCUCCCACUGGAUUCAGAAAAUGAUGUGGUAGAACAAAUGAUCAAGAAUGAAGGGACAAGGGCAACUGAAUGGCUCAGUGGAUUGAGAACCAGGCCUAGAGACAGGAGGUGCUGGGUUCAAAUCUGGCCUCAGAUACUUCCUAUUACCCUGGGCAAGUCACUUGACCCCCACUGCCUAGCCCUUAUGGCUCUUCUACCUUGAACCAAUACACAGUAUUGAUUCUGAGAUGGAAUGUAAAGGUUUAAAAAAAAUGGAGACCGAUUCUUUUUCAAACGAAACUACCCUUCACACCUAAAACCAGUCACUUUUAGAAAGGAAUUAUUUGUCACUUGCUUUUUAACAUGCUGUCCAAGAUCCCUUCCAACUUUUAAGAUACUUUGAUUCUGAUUCAGUCUUAGGGUUUUGGGGAAACAAAGUGUGAACUAGUUGUGCUUACUGUUUAAGGAACUUCUCUAGUUGCCCCUUUUCCCUCAGUGUUCCCCCUGUUUUUGACCCCUUUGAAUUUUCAUUGGGAUGCUGUACUCUAAUAGAAGUGAGGUUUCACAGGAAUGUUUCCUUUCUUCUGGCACAUAAUCUUUUGGGGCUCUCCUGCUGCUGAUAAGAGUCAGAAGCAAAGUGACUACAAGUCAGGAAAUGGGUUCUAGUCCCAGCGGUGCCACCAGCGUGGCUUUGGGUAAGUCAGGCAGCCCCACCAAGCUCCAGUUUUUAAACUGAGAUUUUACUGACUGUUAUCUAAAGUUCCUUCCAACUUUAAAAUUCUGUGUCUGCAUAGCUCCCAGUAAAGGCACUACUAACACACUGGAGAGCUAACGUACACCUAAAUGAUUCUUUAACACAAUUAAAGUGACGGGAUGUUUUGUCCUAUUAGUAAGUGUUUGGGGUAGAGGCUCCUUAAGAAGUAAAAGAUUUUGCUUCCAUCACACUUCUCUCAAGAGCCAGCCUUGCAGGUACCCUCACAAACAUACUGCACGACUGAACCAGACUCGUGGGGCUACAGCCUGGCCCUGGGAUCUCAUUGAUGCUUCUCCCUGUGUAGGUCAGCCCCUUCCCUACACCUCACAGCCUUAGAUAGGCCACAGAAUUUGCCCAGGGUCAUAUAGCCAGUAGGGGUUAGAGGCAGGACUCUCAUUCAGACCUUCCCGGCUUCAAAGCUCUUUCCACGAUGCCACUUAGUUAUUAAAUCUUAAAAGUGUGAACUUUUGACCUGUCCAGUCCUUACACCCAAGGGCUGAAGAGGACAGGACUGGAGAGAGCCUUAUGGAUGCUGUCGGAGAAGCACUGGGUCAGUGGAGGAGCAGUGACCCUGAGGAGUUCCGCCUCUCGGCUCCUGGCAGUUUUGAAGGUGGUUGGGGUUUUUUGAACAGUCAUCCUGUGUCGUUUACCCGAUCUCUUCAUUUGUACAUAAGGAACUAGGACCCAGAGAAGGGAUGGGGCGUACAAGUACAAGCCCAAUGGUUUAUGGCAAAACCAGGCCUAGAACCCAAGGGUCCUGACGUGACUACCAUCUUGGUGUUCUUGCACUUGUUUGGUUCUUGAGUGGGCUUUAGCACUUCACUUCUGCUUCUGACUUCUUCCCCUUUUCCCUUCUGCAGUGGUCAGGCUUUCCUGCCUCUCCCCAAUAGAUUGUCUUAUUUCAGGCAUGUGUGUACUGCGUGAUAGAGGGAAGGGCAUGCAUGGCUUCCACUUGGGCAGCCACUGAUACUGCCGUAGCAAAACUACUUUUUUCUGUCCUGGGCCUCAAGGGAUUGAACAAGAGAACCUGAACCCCUUUAGGCAUUCACUGAUUGUUUGCCCCCUCUGUUUGAGUGUGAUAUUUGAUAUGAAAUGCCACUGAUUCUGCUAGAUUCUUUUCCGGUUUACUUAGAGCCUGCCUUUCCUCUAGAUUUGUUUGCUUAUUCAGAUAACAUUUUUUUUAUUUGGAUCAAUUUGAUUCUGUAUUAUUUUAAAUUAAAUGUUUUCUUUUUCACCUGGA